Messenger RNA from Thyridium curvatum, 1056 nucleotides. RefSeq lists its product as uncharacterized. Lineage: Eukaryota; Fungi; Ascomycota; Sordariomycetes; Thyridiales; Thyridiaceae. The coding region runs from base 1 to 1056 and encodes 351 amino acids. The record is from RefSeq and is a predicted model, not a curated record. Gene Ontology annotation, molecular function: arylformamidase activity. The transcript has a single exon.
AUGGGCUCUGCCGAGACGAUCCCGACCGUUCCUGAGGCCGAACUCAGCAGCGAGCUGCACUCCACCCCGUAUGAUUCGCUUCCAGACAAGCGCUGCGUGUGGCCAGGCAAGCCAGGGUCGAGAGAGGAAGGCCUGGGGAGGCUGGCUCUACUUACCCCAGACGUCGUUGCUCAUGCAGCAAGGACCUGCAUCAGGACUGGUCAUCGUGUUUCGUUGAACUGGGACCUCACCAAGCUCGAUAUUGCCAACUUUAAUCGCGCCCCUACCCAACAUCAUAUUGUCCCGCUGCUCGGGGGUACUGCAUUUGAUGAUGUCUACGUAUUCAACCCACAGCAAUCGUCACAAUGGGACGGCCUGCGCCAUUUCUCGGCACCCUUCCCGACCGCGGACGACCCUUCCCGGAGGUUGUUCUACGGGGGUACAACGGCGUUAGAGAUCACUGAUCGUUCCAACACGAGAAUUGGACUACAGCAUUGGGCCAAGGAGGGAAUAUGUGGGAGAGGCGUCUUGCUUGACUAUGCGGCCUAUGCAGAAAGAAAUGGCAUUGACUACAAGUGCCUGUCCGACCAUGCCAUUCCGCUACGAAUCCUUCGGGAAAUUGCCCUAGAGCAGGGCGUCGAGUUCCGGCGGGGAGACAUUCUAUUCGUCCGCAUCGGGAUGACUCGAGAGUGGGACAGCCAGAUGACGCCGGCCAGCCGCCUGGCCUAUGCCCAGAACCCCAAGCCGCAACAUGCCGGCGUGGAAGGAACAGAGGAGAUGCUGCGCUGGAUCUGGGACGAGGGAUUUGCUGCGGUCGCCGGCGAUGCGAUAUCAUUCGAGGUGUACCCGCCAAAGACGGCGUAUCCAGCGGCGGAUGGCCAAGCAUCGGUACCUGGCCUCUUCAUGCAUGAGUAUCUCCUUGCCGGAUGGGGUCUCGCAGUGGGAGAGCUGUUUGACCUGGAAGAUCUCAGCCGGGCCUGUCGAGAACUCGGCCGCUGGGAGUUUUUCGUGGCAAGCAGCCCUCUGAACAUGCCUGGAGGCGUCAGUAGCCCGCCCAACUGUCUAGCCAUCUUUUGA